AUGGCGACGCCGUUUGCAACCGUCCCGGCGCCUGUGGAAGGGCUCAAGCGGCAUGUGAAUGGAUCGAAACAUGUGCUUAUGCAGACCACGUCAGAAAAUCAUCCCGAUAAAAUUCUUCCGCAGCACGGCCAAAAAAACAUUCUCGUCACUUCCGCAUUGCCGUACGUGAAUAAUGUGCCGCACUUGGGCAACAUUAUCGGCUCGACGCUAUCUGCCGACGUCUUUGCGCGUUAUUCACGCACUAAAAAUAACAACACCCUCUAUAUUUGCGGCACGGACGAGUACGGCACGGCGACGGAGACGAAAGCACUCGAAGACGGCGUCUCGCCGCAGGCGCUUGUCGACAAGUACCACAAGCUCCAUGCGCAGGUGUACGAGUGGUUCCAGAUCGGCUUUGACUUUUUUGGGCGUACGACGACUCCGAUGCAGACAGAGAUUGCGCAGGACGUAUUCCUGAAACUGAACAAGAAUAACUUUCUGGAGGAGCGUGCCAUCACACAGCUCUACUGUGCGAAGGACGACCGGUUUUUGGCGGACCGCUACGUAGAAGGGCAGUGUCCAAAAUGCGGCUACGACGAUGCGCGCGGCGACCAGUGCGACAAGUGUGGUCAGCUGCUCGAUGCAGCGGAGCUGAUCAAGCCGCGCUGUAAGCUGUGUGGGACCAAGCCAGAGCUGCGCGAAUCGCGCCACAUGUUUUUGCGGAUAGAUACCUUGCAACCACGCACUGAAGCAUGGGCGAAAGAGAUGGCCAAGAAAGGACAGUGGUCUUCGAACGGCACGCUCAUCACCGAGUCUUGGUUCAAAGAAGGCCUCCGUCCAUUCUCCCUCACACGCGAUCUGAAGUGGGGUGUUCCCGUACCAAUAAAAGGUAUGGAGGAGAAGGUGCUUUAUGUGUGGUUUGAUGCGCCUAUCGGCUACCCCAGCAUCACGGCAAACUAUACGCCUGCGUGGGAGCAGUGGUGGAAGAAUCCGGAGAUUGUGGACUUGUACCAAUUUAUGGGCAAAGACAAUGUCCGUUUCCACACGGUCAUCUUCCCGUCGUGUCUCAUGGGCAGCGGCGAUCCAUGGACGAUGCUGCACCAUAUCAACACUACCGAAUACCUGCAGUACGAGGGCGGAAAGUUUUCCAAGUCGCGCAAUGUCGGCGUGUUUGGCGACAAGGCUGGCUCCAUCGGUGUCUCCCCAUCCGUCUGGCGCUAUUACCUCCUCGCCACGCGGCCAGAGUCUUCCGAUAGCCAGUUUGUCUGGCACGAUUUCGUCACACGCAACAACUCGGAGCUGCUCAAGAACCUGGGCAACUUUGUGAACCGCGUCGUGACGUUUAUGAAAAAGUACGAUGGGCGUCUGCCGUCGAUUCCCGAAGGCAUGGGUCUACGACCAGGCACCGAAGGUGCACUCGCUGCCGCGCCUGCCAAUGCACCCGAAGUGCCGCCCAAAACGCCGUUUUCCGAGAUUGUAUUGCGCUUUACACGCGACAUCAACGACCUUUUGCACCAGUAUGUCGAGUAUAUGGACGUAGGCAAGCUGCGCGCAGGCCUGAAUACCAUGAUGGCCAUCUCUGCACGCGGAAAUCUGCUGCUUUCGGAAGCAGGGCUCGACAAUGCGCUGUUCGCCGACCACCGCGCGACCUGCGACGCUUUGCUUCUCGUCGCCGUGAAUUUGAUCUGGAUUCUUUCCGCGCUCGUGCAUCCCUUCAUGCCGCAGACCGCAGACCAAAUACUGGCACAGCUAAACGCGCCUCCGCGCGCAAUUCCGGUGGAUGGGCGCUUUGCGCUUGAUCUUUUGCCCGGCCAUAUGGUCGGAAAGGCCGCCCACUUGUUCAAGCAGAUCGACGAGAAGCAAGCAAAAGCGUGGCGCGAUCAGUUUGGCGGCGAUAGCAGCGAGCCAGCAGCGCCACAAAUAAGCAAAAAGGCAGCGGCAAAGGCACGCAAGGCGACAGAGAAGCAAAAGGCGAGCUUGUCCAAGACGGACGAAAUGCGGGCGAUGGAGGAACAAGUCAAGCAGCAGGGCGAUGCGGUGCGUGAGCUGAAAGACAAGAAGGAUACACCACAAGAAGAGCUAGACGGCGCAGUUCACAAACUGCUCGUGCUCAAGAACAAGCUGCAGGCGGCCACCGACGCCGCACUCGCCGCACAGACGGCCGGCGCGCAGCUCGCAUAG
Molecule: messenger RNA, 2160 nt
Organism: Malassezia vespertilionis
Lineage: Eukaryota; Fungi; Basidiomycota; Malasseziomycetes; Malasseziales; Malasseziaceae
Gene: MES1
Product: methionine--tRNA ligase
Exons: 1
Coding region: 1-2160 (719 amino acids)
Biological process (GO): methionyl-tRNA aminoacylation
Cellular component (GO): cytosol; aminoacyl-tRNA synthetase multienzyme complex
Molecular function (GO): methionine-tRNA ligase activity; ATP binding
Source: RefSeq, a predicted model, not a curated record